GACCGCCUGCAUCUUUUACGUGUCACCCACAUCCGCACAAAGCUCUCUGGGAAAGAGAGUCCACUCCCUAAAUAAUUCAAGCCUAUUCUCCUAUUCUCACUGUUACUAACACGAUGCCGGCCGUCCAUAAAUUGCUCUUAGAAGAUUCUUUGCAGGACAGUCCCCAGACGCGCUCCUUGCUCAGUGUGUUUGAGGAGGAUGCUGGGACUCUCACAGACUAUACCAACCAGCUGCUGCAGUCCAUGCAGAGGGUGUAUGGAGCCCAGAGUGAGAUGGGACUGGCCACCGAACAGCUUUCCAAGCAGCUCCUGGAAUAUGAGAAGAAAAACUUUGCUCUUGGAAAAGGUGACGAGGAGGUGAUCAACACACUACAGCAUUUUGCCAAAACUGUGGAGGAGCUAAAUGCUUUGCACUCUGAGCUGGCCACACAAAUGGCCGACAAGAUGGUGUUUCCCAUGAUUCAGUUCAGAGAAAAGGACCUCACAGAGAUAAGCACUCUGAGAGAGAUAUUUGGCAUUGCCACUGAUGAGCAUGAAGCAGCUAUGGUCAGGUACAGCAGACUGCCCAAGAAAAAGGAGAAUGAGAAGGUGAAGUCCGAGUUAGUGGGCGAGGUGGCCUACACUCGCAGGAAGCAGCACCAAGCGUCCAUGCAGUAUUACUGCGCCCUCAACGCCCUGCAGUACCGCAAGAGAGUGGCCAUGCUGGAGCCCAUGCUGGGAUACACACAGGCCCAGAUCAGCUUCUUUAAGAAAGGCAUUGAUCUGGUCUCCAAGAAAAUGGACACUUUCCUAGCCUCAGUAUCUACCAUGACACAAAGCAUCCAGGGCCAGCUGGAUUCCGAGGCAGAGGCCAUGCGUGCGUCCCAGCGAGAGCUGCUGUCUGUGGAGGACACAGUGUACAUGCCCGACCGCGACCCCGAGCCGGUCAACCGCACGCUCAUACAGAGGGCUGGCUACCUCAACAUCAGGAAUAAAACGGGCCUUGUCACCACAGCCUGGGAUCGGCUGUACUUCUUUACCCAGGGAGGGAAUCUCAUGUGCCAGCCACGCGGAGCAGUGGCAGGGGGUAUGGUCCUGGACCUGGAUAACAGCUCAGUCAUGGCUGUGGAGUGCGAGGACAGACGAUACUGUUUUCAAAUCACCUCACCCACUGGUAAAACAUCAAUGAUUCUACAAGCAGAGAGCAAGAGGGAAUAUGAGGAAUGGAUCUGCACCCUAAACAACAUCUCCAGACAAAUCUACCUGACUGACAAUCCCGAGGCAGUGGCCAUAAGACUGAACCAGACAGCCAUCCAGGCUGUCACCCCCAUCACCAGCUUUGAGAAGAGACAGGAAGGCUCUCCCAACCCAGACAGAGCUAAGCCUGGUGGGGUGCAGUCCUCCAGCAGCGCGUCCCAGAAUCCCCCUGGGGGCGCCGAACCGGAAGACCUCAUCGCCCCGGGCACACCCAUCCAGUUUGACAUCAUGCUGCCGGCCUCUGAGUUCCUGGACCAGAAUAGGGCUGGGGGCAGGCGCACAAACCCAUUUGGCGAAACGGAUGAUGACUGCUCCUCAGAAAGUGAUGACACCUUGCUACAGCAGGUGUUUGCAGUGCGUUUCCUGGGCUCCAUGGCAGUGCGAUCGGGCCACAACCAGGAAGUGAUCUAUGAGGCCAUGAGGCAGGUGCUGGCUGCACGGGCCAUCCACAACAUCUUCAAGACCACCGAGUCCCACCUCAUGGUCACCAGUAGCUGCCUCAGGUUAAUUGACCCUCAAACACAGGUCACACGGAUAAGUUUCCAGCUGCAGGACGUCAGCGUGUUUGCAGCCCACCAGGAGAACGGCCGGCUCAUGGGCUUCGUGGUGGAGGGGCGGGACUGGAGCGAGGGGGAGGAGGAGGGCCAGGCCUCCUUCAGCUCCUUCAUCUUCGAGAGUAACACCGAGGGAGAGAAGAUAUGUUACACGAUAAGUCUGGGGAAGGAUAUCAUAGAGGCCAAGAAGGACCCAGCCGCCCUGGCCCAGCUGAUGAAAUCGAUGCCCCUGACCAAUGAUGGCAAGUUCCUCCUCCUGGAUGCAGAGACCGGAGACACGGCAGCCGAGGCAAGCCAGGAGGACCUGGAGUCUGAGGCCUAGCCCUGCCACCCAGGACCAGAACCAGGAACCAGGAGCCAGGGCUGUGGGGAAAGGUGUCUCUUCUCCACUCUUAACCUCAGACUAUGGUCUGGUUCCCUGGCACCCAGAUUGAGUUUUUUAGAAGCAUGUUUUAUGACUCCUCCAUGAGUAUGCUUACUUACGUCAAAGAAGGCUUAACUUGGUGCACUGUGUCCUUAUCAAGAGCAGUAGUGAGGUACUUAAAAAAAGGGACACCCAUUAGGUACUGUAAAAGAAAAUCCAUUCCCUUGUUCGAACUUAGAUACAGUAAUGGUUUACCUGUGGACUGUUGAACCGUCAAGACUAAUAGUCAUACAUUUCAUAAUUUGUACUUCAGUGUUAGGCUACCGUUGUUUCUUUAUGAUUUAUUCUCAAGUCUGGUUGAGACCAAAACAGGACUGUAUGUAGGCCUUUGACAGCCCAUUUUACCUGUAGGUCUUUUCAUCAUUUAAAUACAUAUUCUUUGUUUUGUUCAUCAUUCCUGUAGGACAACGUUGCACUUCCAGGGUUUCUAGCUAUGUAAUCCAAACCUUGCUGUCUUUAGAAUGCACUAACUUCAGCUAGAGUACGGCUGUAUUGUGUGGAAAAACUCUAAUCUGAGUGAAGGAUGGACAAAUAUACUUUGUUUAAAUUAAGUCAUAGUUAGGUGUGUUCUUUUGACUUAAUCCUUACAUUCCUUGUGUCGGGUGUGAUUUAUGGAACUGGAAAAAACGAAGCUUGGAUCUUUUAUCCAUGGGAAUGGUUGGGACAUCAUGCAACCUUUCUGAAGCGAUGUGUGCGUGUGAAUGACUCGGAAGAAGCCAAGACCAAAUUCACAUGUGAAAAUAUUGUUUCUUAAAGAUUCUCGUUAGGAAAGUACAUUAAGAAUACCCUCCAUUGGUACUUUGACUCUUCCUGAUUGAUUAUAGGAAUGAUAGACAUUUGAUUUAUUUCCGAUAGAAGCCUUUGUAAAUACUGUACCGCAUAAACGUGUCUUUAAGAUGCUGAGACAGAUAGCUCCAAAUCAUAUCUGAUUCUGAUCUGAUAACUAUGCUAGAGGUGACACAAAGCAUGAUUAUGUUGUACUGUGCUCUGCACAGAUCCCGUCGUGCCCCGUCGGUUAGAAUUGAACUGAAACGGAGGCAAUCGACGACCCUUGAAACGAUUCCAUAAAUUGCAUGUAAAUAGACAGACAGAUUGUGGAGGAUUUAAUGAACCUAUUUACUCUCCUUAUGCCAGUAGAAUAAUUGAUUCAACAAUUACGGAAGGGCAGAAAACGAGUGGUGGCUCGAAUACGUCUCCCUCUGAGAGCUGACAACAUGCAGUCCUUACAGUUCCAAUGGUGGCCACUUGAGGUCGCUACUAGUUUCAUGUUUUUGUACAGUGUACUGGUAAUACAGGUGAAAGCCAUUGACUUAGCGUUGAACGUGAGGUUAUUUUGUGCUGACCAGUGUGUGCUUGCCUGCUUGCUUUGGCCCUUGUUUAACAGCUGUGACAUGGUUUUCAAGUUAACUGCAGCAUGUUCUCAGAAUGGGUGUUGUUUUGUCUGGGAAGGCCUCUCCAUUGUGGUCAAUGGAGGUGGAUUAUCAAUGACACUGCAUAUUGUGAUUCAAGGAUGUGUGCCGUUCAAUGGUGAAAAACGCUUUCAUUUGUAAACGAUUUCUGUCCUUUUGCCAGACCCUUGAACUAACAGAUCUGAGUCAUCAAAUCAUUCCCCUCCUCCUCUUUCAUCCCUCCCUCCAACCUCCACCGCACCUCCCAUCCCCUCCCUCCUACUUCCAACAC
Messenger RNA from Hypomesus transpacificus, 3893 nucleotides. It is a transcript of the gene appl2, whose product is annotated as adaptor protein, phosphotyrosine interaction, PH domain and leucine zipper containing 2. Gene Ontology annotation, molecular function: protein binding. The record is from RefSeq and is a predicted model, not a curated record. The coding region runs from base 114 to 2111 and encodes 665 amino acids. The transcript is spliced from 21 exons. Gene Ontology annotation, biological process: signaling. Gene Ontology annotation, cellular component: endosome membrane; cytoplasm. NCBI's taxonomy places the organism in Eukaryota, Metazoa, Chordata, Actinopteri, Osmeriformes, Osmeridae.